CAGCAUGGUAACACAGGGGGAAGAAAGGACAGGACUCCCCCCAUUUCGUCCCUCCCCCGUCUGAGCAUCUCCUUUCCUUACAGCUGAGCCUGAGUGCAGAGAGUCUGAGAGGAGAGAGGGCAGAAGGCACUCCACCACCACUCCCCGGAGUACAAGCAGCAGCGGCUGUAGUAUAAGUGGUGACUGAGUAUUGCAGCAGGUACAGACCAGGGCUCUGCCUCCUCACUGGGGUACCACCUGGCACAGGACUGGGGUUAUCUGGGCACAGAGCUGCAGGGAUUGGAUGUCACUGCUCCUCCCGGGCACAGCUGGGCAUUACCCCCUACACUGCUGCCUAUAGACACCCGGGGGUACCGCGGGACUAGUGACCUGAGCCGGACAAGGUCCCCCUCCCCCCCUACAGGUGCCCGGCGGCAUGCUGCACUCCCGCUGCUGUACCAUGUGCUACUAGUGCUCGGUCAGCGAUCCCUGUGUCGGCGUGCACUCUCCCUCCCGGGCAGCGGCUAUGGACCCCGGCGUGGAAGUGUCUGUGUGGCCGGCCACCAGCUGCAGGAGCCUCCGGCAGGAGGAUGACAAGGGAACGGUGCAGGGGCUGCAGGCGGAGAUGGAGGAGUUCCGGCGCGGCGUGGAGAGGCAGCUGGACGACGUGCUGAGGCUGGCGGGGCCGCUCUCCCGCUCCGUCACCGACCUGCAGGGCGAGAACCGGCGGCUGCGGGAGCAGGUGGAGGCGCUGAGCCGCCAGGUGGAGGCGCUGAGCCGGGCGGCGGGGCUGAGUGGCGGGGAGGGGCAGGCCAGGUACUCCAGCCAUGCUCUGCUCUCCGUGUCCGGGAAACUGGCAGCUCAGAGCGUGAUGCCAGAGGCGCACAUCGAUGUGGAUGCUACAAAACCAGUCAGCAAUCCAGUUGUCGAAAACGGACACCGACCUCUGCCUGCAGAUGCCGUCUCGGUUGCCCCCACCCUUCCAACGCAGGAGCACUCGCCAACAGUGUCUGUCAGAAAGCCACACAUGCCUGUCACCGCAGUAACAAAAGGAUGUGGAGAGGCUAACUCCAGCACCCCCAAUGGCAACCUCCGUGCCCAAACACCGGAGCCCAAGAGUCCCCUGGAAAUGUCCCCAAAGCAAAGUACUACACAAGGUGCUGUCAGGACAUGGAAUGCUAGCGUUGUCAGGACAAUGGGUGUAACUGCAAGCUCUGAAAAAACCAUUGCUACCAAAACUGCUCAGAGUUACAGUAUGACAAGUGCCGCAGUAAUCAGUGAAAGCACGGACAGAUAUUUUGAUGUUACUCCAAAAUCCCAGUCCCCGCCGCCUGCUCUGAGUCGCCAGGCGGAGAAGAAACGCGAGUUAGUAAGGUCACAGACACUUCCAAGAUCCUCUGGCACUCAAGUUCGGAAAGCUUUCUUUGAGAAGUUUGAACAAGACAGUGGCAAAGCCAAGGGUGAAUCCAAGGUGACGCUGAAAAGGUCUCAGAGUUUUGGCGUUGCCAGCGCCAGCAGCAUUAAACAGAUCCUCCUGGAAUGGUGCCGAUCCAAAACCAUUGGCUACAAGAACAUUGAUCUACAGAACUUUUCAUCCAGUUGGAGUGAUGGAAUGGCUUUCUGUGCCCUUGUCCAUUCGUUCUUCCCAGAAGCUUUUGACUAUGACGCUCUGGUGCCUUCAAACCACAAACAGAACUUUGAACAAGCUUUCUCCACAGCUGAGAAAAUGGCGCACUGCGACCGGCUGAUAGAAGUUGAGGACAUGCUUAUGAUGGGCAGGAAGCCGGACCCCAUGUGUGUGUUCACCUAUGUCCAGUCUCUCUACAACCACCUGCGACGCUUUGAGUGACCUCCCAGCUGACACUCCUUGUUCUAGUCAUGGUUUCCCAGUGACUGCCCAAACAACCAUCCCCCCUCUUUAUCACAGCAGCUUUGACAGCAGAAGACACACCAUCCAUCUCUCCUCUGUUGACACAGUGGCCUGCCUCAGGCAGCGACAGCUGAGAGACAGAUAAUGCAGGAAUGUGCAUAAGGUGCUGGGGACACUCUAUUUUUAUAAAACCAUUUACAGUUAAUGCUCUGCAGAGGUGGAGGUGGGUGUGUUGGUUUUGUCACCUCUGGAGUUGUUUUGACAACGCUUGCAGUCUGAGUGAUGUCCUGGUGGCUCAUUGUCUAGCUAUCUGAAUCACACCAAGCCUGUGCCGCAGGAAGCAGACAAUGAAAUGGAGCAGUACAAAGCAAGAGACACAGACUCACAGUAGGGAGCCAUUGGUGUGACGGUCACUAUGGUGCUAUCAGACAGAGCCACUUGCGCUCAUGAAAGUGGAUGGACUGUGCCUGUUUUUGUUUUGUUUUUUGUUUUUAUACAAAGUGAUGUUUUUGCUUACUAGGUCUUAGCGCUGUUUUCCUUUGCGUUCUGUUGCCUUCUACCCUGGGGAGUAUGGACUGUGCAUGCCUCUUCCAGGUUGGAUUGAUGCAGAUUGACAGCUGUUCAAGGGCAUGGUCUUCCCUGUGUCCUGUUACUUAUUUGAUUUUAGUCAAUACACCCUGGGAUAAAAGUGAUCUAAAACAUGAACCAAAGAAUGAGAAGUCUAGGUGCAGAUUUAACAACCAGUGAUAUUUUUGUUAUCACUCGUUACGAAUACUAAAUGGUGCUCCAACCAAUCCGCUCCUUACUGUCCUUUUUCAAACACGUGCCAGUUAGGAGCUGAUUGGCUGGAGCACCAUUUAACAUUUGUAACGAGUGAUAACAAAAAUAUCACUGGUUGUUAAAUCUGCCCCUUUAUCUUUUUACGCUCCAGAGCCUAAUAUCCCAGUGUUGGUCUCCAAUUCUUACAUCAUUAUAUAAUUUGUAAGUAAUGGUGACAAAGCAUAAGGCUUCAUUGGUUCCUGGCUUCAGCUCCUUGACGUCUUCAAUCCAGAAUGCUAACAUAAACAAAUACAUAAGAAUGUUUUAAAGAUCUGUCCUAUCACAUGACUGUCACAUAUCUAUUUCUUCUCCGUGCUAAAGUGUUAGAAGGUUGAUAACUGGCUCAUGUUAUGGACAAUUAUUUUAGAAUUCGUUUUUGCUUUCUUCCUGUUUUUAAUAUUGCAUGUUUCAUUUAGUCUAAUAGGCCCUACACACUGAGCGAUAAAAGUCAAAGAUAUAAAUGAGCUCGUUCAUUAAUGAACGAGAUACCGUUCAUAUCUUUGAGUGUGGAGGCACCAGCGAUGAACGAUGCGCGGCCCCGCGCUCGUUCAUCGCUGGUGUCCCGUCGGCUGUGCAUGCAGGCCAAUAUGGACGAUCUCGUCCAUAUUUGCCUGCGCUGCUAAGGAGCCAGGUGACGGGGGUGUGAAUAAACUUCACUCCCCCCGCCGCCGGGUUGGCCGUCUCCGCCGUCGGGCAGCUCGGCGGCAGAUCGUUAAAUGUGUAGGUCCCUUAAGAAUGAUGGUACUUCUGUCCUGAACAUGUUGAACUCAUGUUCUCAAAUGUUAUUCAUGCUGCUUUCCCAGUGAUAUUACAAUGGGGGAUAAACAUGACUUUGUCAGUAUGGGUCUGUAAUGGUAGGUCAAGUAUAAUAUUAAUCUUUAUACAAUCAAAUUUUAACUGAUCAAAUUAAAUUUGUGAUGAGACACCAUGUUCAGUAAAAAAAAAAAAAAUCCUUAACAAACCAAAUGUGCUCCUGCAGUUGUACAGGUUGAGUAUCCCAUAUCCAAAUAUUCCGAAAUACGGAAUAUUCCGAAAUACGGACUUUUUUGCGUGAGAGUGAGAUAGUGAAACCUUUGUUUUUUGAUUACUCAAUGUACACAAACUUUGUUUAAUACACAAAGUUAUUAAAAAUAUUGUAUUAAAUGACAUUCAGGCUGUGUGUAUAGUGUAUAUGAAACAUAAAUGAAUUGUGUGCUUAGAUUUAGGUCCCAUCACCAUGAUAUCUCAUUAUAGUAUGCAAUUAUUCCAAAAUACGGAAAAAUCCGAUAUCCAAAAUACCUCUGGUCCCAAGCAUUUUGGAUAAGGGAUACUCAACCUGUACUUACAGUAUAUUGAAUUUUUAAUGCGCUGAUAUAUUUUUCUACUGUCAUUUGGCAAGCAUCAAUAUGGGUUAGGGAAAGUUGGUUUAUUGAACAGCCUCUUGUAAAGCUUGCUGUGACAGGCUGGUGGGGAUGAGGUGGUGUCGGAUUGCUUUUUGUUGACUGCUGAUAAGAAAAUAUUGGCAGUUCGACGCUUUUGUGGUUAUGAAAACCAAAAAGGGCAAUUGUGAGCAAUUAGCGAGAGUAUCUAACCGGUGUACACGUCGCUCAAUAAAUAUGUACUGGGGGGUGGGAACAGACUAUGGGGUCUAUUUACUAAGCCUUGGAGUGGACAAAGUACCAGCCAAUCAGCUCCUCACUGCCAUGUUGCAGGCUGUGUUUGAAAAAUGUUGGUUAGGAGCUGGUUGGCUGGCACUUUAUCUCCGUCCAUUUUAUCUCCAUCCAAGGCUUAGUAAAUUGAAAGUCUAUUCAUGCUACUCAUUCAGUGCAAAGAGUGGAGAAGUUGCCCAUGGCAACCAAUGUUGAAGUAACAUUUUUAAAGUGCACUCUAAAAAAUUAUACGUAGCAGCUGAUUGGUUGCCAUCGGCAACUUCUCCACUGGCUCACUUCUCCACACUUUUCACUGCUUCAUGUAUAGACCCCUAUAAACCUCCCACAAAAGAGAAUCCCCUUUAUAAAGUCCUUCUUUUUGUGGCUACGUUUGUUCCUCAUUCCUAUUUCAUGACAAAUUUGUAACCACUUGCAAGAUAGUCAUACGGCUAUAACUGUAAUACAGUGUGACCUCUAGCCCAUCAGCAGCUGUAAUGUCUAAUAUCCACAGAUUCCGCUAUAUAAAGGUGCGUGGCCCUUUUAUUUGGCACAUGAGCAAUGUCCCUCAACAAACCUCACUUUAAAAAUACAAAAGAGAAUAUAGUCUGCAAAAACACACCACUAAUCCACUCAUUUUUUAUUUUUCUACAAACCAAAUAAAUGUGAAGUUCUAAAAUUGUUUACAUCUGGUUUCAAGAAUUUACGAUUAACCAUUGAGUACCAAGUCCUUUAGAUACAGAAUAUCCUGGUAAGAAGAUAGCAGUCAAAUGCUGAUAUUAUAGCUUGUAUCCUAUGAGGAUCUAGUACCAAAUCCUAGUUAUUAAUAGAUUAUCACCAGGAGAAGUGUUAACCUGGGGCUCUUCAGAUAAUGGACAGGCCUGUCACCUUCGCUAUGUAACUAUCACUGUAACACUGCUGGCACUCUCAGAGGAUGUGCCCUGGGCUAGAUGCAGUAAAUUAAGACCUAUCCAGUGUGUAAUGGGUUAAGUGGUCCCUGUAGCUUUUCACUUACUAAGUCCUAGGGAGAAAGGCAAUGCUUUGGAAACAGGACACCGAGAGUCUGGGGGAUAUUAAUAGAAUUGCUUAGAUAUACAUCUGUCAGCAGCUGUGAUUGUGGGGAGUCAAGUGACUAGAAGCAGCCUCCUGUUUGUUUCUCAGGCGUCUUGUUGCCCUGGUUGGAGGAAUCUGCUCAUGUCAUUUAUCCAGGUUACCAGCAAGAUACUGAUCUCGUCCUACUUUAUUCAAGUACAGUGUACCUGUCACUAUGGGCAAUCAGUCACUAGUUAUCCAAAGGGUUAGCCGCAUGUUCCAGAAAUGCUUACGUUUGUGGUUCCCAUUACACCUUGUAUCUGCCAGAAGACUGGACUGUAAUUUUGUAAUUAUUCCUAUACAGUCAGCUGUUAAAUAUAUCCCCUUUUAUGCAAUGCGUUUUUUGGAGGGGGUUGUUUGAAAAGUCAUUCACCCACAGAAUCUAUCUUACGGCUAACACAGUGACCUCUUCUGUAUUGUCUGUGCCUAGGAUAAAGCUGAUCUUGUACUAAAGGGCUGCUUAGCUUCUCUUCAAACAUCAAACAAGUCAUAGUUCUGUUAUUUUUUCCCUAUGUGACUAUUUCUUACGGACAAGCGGGUUUAUGGCAACAAUCCCAAACUGUAGGGUUAUUUUCUUUUAAACGUGUAUUUUGUCAUUUUUUCUUAUCCUCCUGUUCUGUCUCUGGAGGACAAAUAAGUAUGGCUGCCACAAGGUCACAGCAUGUCAUGUGAUGGUAAAAGGAAGAGCCUGUCACAGAGCACAAACUUGAGGAGAGGUUUGAGAAAAUGUUCUUGUUUAAAAAUGAUACCCCCCUACCACCGUACCUUGAGGGAAGCGGUUUAAAAUACUGGUAGUCGGAAUCCCGGCGGUCACAAUGCCGAUGCCGUAAUCCCAACUAGGGGUAAAAUCCCGCUGUCGGAAUACCGGCGCCACAGGCUAUUCUCCCUCUGUGGGUGUCCACGACAAUUCGCAGAGUGGCGAGCGCAGCAAGCCUGCAACGGGCUUUCUAGCACUUGCCCCGCUGCCGGCAUACUGGUGGCCGGGAUGCCAGUAACUCAUACUGAACCCCUUUUAGAGAUAAAUAUUAGAUAUUGGGCCUCAUUCCUAGUUGAUCGCACGCUGCCGAUUAGCGCAGAGAUCAGGUUACUACUGUGCAUGCACCGCAAUGCGCAGGCGCGUCGUACGGGUACAAACAGCAUCGUUGCUGUGCAAUGCUUCUAGCGACAAUUCCAUUCACAAAGCCGUUUGCAAGGAGAUUGACAAAAAGAGGGCGUUAGUAGGUGUCAACUGACCGUUUUCUGGGAGUGAUAGGGAAAACGCAGGCGUUUGCAGGGCGGGUGUCUGACGUCAAUUCCGGGACUGGACAGGCUGAAGUGAUCGCAGCGGCUGAGUAAGUUCAGAGCUACUCAGAAACUGCCCAAAACUUUUUGUCCCGCCCGGCUGCACAUGCGAUCGCACACAUGCAAAGCGAAAAUAUACUCCCCCGUGGGCAGCGUUUGCACAGCUGCAAAAAGUAGCUAGCGAGCGAUCAACUCGGAAUGAGGGCCAUUAUAUCAUAUCUCAAACUAAUAGAAGCAAAUAUGUUCCUAAUAUAUAAUCAGAUUCUACAGCCAUUGUUAAAGUUAAUGUAACACAAUGAACUGGGGUUUUUUUUUUCUCUUGUUGGUUUUCUAUAAAAAGUAAAUUUUCACAGCAGUGAAACGGGGUGAUGUACCUCAGGGAUGAAAGCCUUCUAGAUAAUGUGAUUUUCAAUGAAUGCAAGAGAGGAUCUGGGGCCACCUUGUGGUCAUGAUGUUUAUUGUGUAGUAUUAACGGCAUUUAUUUCAGUUCAUUACCUAUGGCGAUAGUUAUCAUCUGUGGGGGGGUUUUGGAGAAGUUUAAGUAUUCAGAAUAUCUCAGAGAAAUCACUUUAUACCCAUGGGAGUGGUGAUACUGGUGUCUUACUUGUGUUUUGUAUUGUAUGCUGAACACAAUGUAGUGGCUCACCGUAAUAUACAGUAGUACUGUAGGUGGCUAGGUGUGAUGCAUUGAAUUCCCCUGUAGUUCUGGCUACACGGUAGGAGCAGUAGUCCUAUGUGGGCCAGAGAGCUGCAGGCAAGGUUUAGUUCUCCACAUUCAUAUUUCCCAACAUUUUAAAAUCCUUUCUGGCGAGCAGAUGAACUAAUGGGCCCUACACAUAUGGCGAUGUGCCGUCGAGGGGGGGAGGGAGUGAAGUUUGCCCCCAUUACACCCCCCCCCCACCCCCAUCACCCGGCUCCAUAACAGUGCAUGCUAAUAUGGAUGAUAUUGUCCACAUUGGCCUGCAUGCAUAAGCGACGGGGCACCAACGACAAACGAGCGCGGGGCCGCGCAUCAUUAAUAGUUAGUGCCUACACACUGAACGAUUUGAACGAGUUCUCGUUUAUUAAUAAACGAGAAUGUUCAUAUCGUUCAAUGAAAUCUGCCAGUGUGUAGGGCCCUUACUUUGUCCUACACUGUACUGAUUUGGUGAAUUAAAUAUGCAGCACAAUCCCUGCCACACAAUGUUUAAUAAACGUGGAUAUCAUUUGCAUGUUUAAUGUUUGUUAUGAAUAAUUAUUACAUUUAGAUGUCCCAGAGUAUGAGCAGAAAAACAGGACAUUGCCUUAAAUGUAUAAAAUGACAAAUAGCGACAUUUCCAGAGGCAAAGAUAUAAAUGGAUAAAUCUUUAAAAUCUUCAAACCUUGUAUGUUUGGAGUUUGUGAAACUUAUGACUAUUUUGUGAAGCCUUGCUUAGGAGACUAGUUUUAAUUCUCAUUUAAGUAAAAGCAUUUUUUUUAUAAUUAUAUUUAGGCUUUUGAUCAUCUCCCCUCUGUUCUUUAUUAUGUUUACCAUCUGUAGACCGUUUAUUCACACACACAAACUUUUUUUUGUAUAUUAAAAGCAUAGCUUAUCUUAUUUUAUAUAUAUAUUUUUUUUUCAUCUGUGUUGAAGACUUUUAUUGAUGAGGGUAGGGCUAAAGCCAUCUUAACGUAUAGGCACACUGGGCAGCUGCCUUGGGCCCCACAUUUCUAGAGGCCUUGAAGCAUAGGCGGGUGGUGGUCACACAGUCAGAGCGGCUAGGCAACAUUCUCUACCUACCUCCCAGCCUGCAGUCAGACAGUGAAUGGCUGACUGUAUGAUGGCUGUAGCCAUCCACCAAUCAGAGUGCUUACAGCCAUUCACUGUAUGAGGGCAUGUGGAGAGGCAGCGCAGGACCGCAGAGGAGUAUUUUAUAAAAAAAAUCAAUUAUUUCUCAUGAAUGAGUGUGUAGGGCUGCUAGUGCAUUACUUUGCCCAGGUCCUACAAUGCUGUUAAGGCGGCCCUGUGUAAAGCCAUACUUUUUACAGAUAAUUUUAAUAAGGUGGCAGUAAUACUGUAUGUAACAAACUCUCACAUGACAAAUCUUCAGCAAUCUACUAUUACUCACUAACUCCAUGUUUCCUAUGUUUGUCAUCCACCAACAGGCACAAAUGUACAAUCUGUGUAAUAGACCUAUUUCUUAGGAGAGGGCAGCCGGCCUGUCUGAGUAGAAGCCUGUUUUCUGCAAAACCACGCCGAACGCCAAAUCUGCAUCAGUCUUAUCUGAGACAAUUCACCAUGUAUUAUUUUCUAAUCUCCCAGGAGCACCAAAUCCAAUUUUGUGAAUUGCAUUGUAACAUUUUAAAUAUGUCUUAGCAUUAAGUUUUAAACGUGCACUGAACCAUUUUAAAUUAUCCACCACUGAAAGAAAAGCUUGUUUAGUAAUAUAUUAGGCGUCACAUUGGUUCUAUAUUUAUCGCACCAUGUUGCCUAUUGCUGGGGAUGCCUAAGCAUUAUAAUCAUUUUGAAAGCAAAAAUUAUAAAGUUUUUUGAUAUGUUGGUAGUAACAUAAACAAUGUUUUUUUAAAGUGUCAGUUGUGAAAAUAUUUGUUUUGAAUUGUAAGUAGUACAGUUACAAUUUCAAUAUUUUUUAUUAAAAUAAGCAUGUAUCUGUGAGAUUCUUAUCUUUUACGUGACGUUGUUUGUAGUAACGCUGAUCUGACCAUUCAGUACUGGAAAUUAGGGGGAGAUGUACUAAGCUGUGAAAAGAGUAGAGAAGUGGGCCAGUGGAGAAGUUGCCCAUGGCAACCAAUCAGCUGCUCUGAAUAUUUUUUAUAGUAUGCAAAUUAGAAAUGUUACAUCAAUGCCGAUUGGUUGCCAUUCGCAACUUCUCCACUGACUCACUUCUCUCUUUUUCACUGCUUAGUACAUCUCCCCCUUAGCCUAUGACAGAAUGGGGUGAGGUAGAAACAUGUCAUUGUGGUCUUAUAGUACACGGAAAAAAUACUUUGUUGUCAACGGUCCGUAAAAUUCUUUACAGGUGUCAAUGGCCAUGACUGAGAUUUCAGGAAACAAAUACUUCCCUUUUACAUGAGUGUCUUCUACCCGUAGCCCCAGGGCGGCCCACAGUGCUCUGUAAUAGGCAGAAAAUACAUUUUUGCAUGAAAGGACGUAACACCAAAGAUAAUAGGAAAAUUAAAUUGUAAUGGUUCCCCAGUUAGUGAGAUUUACCCAGAAUGCAUUGUAAAAUAAAGUAUUAUCAACUUUUAUAGUGUCUGCUGUUAAGCUGAGAUUUUAUGGAUGUAUAGACCUGUUUGUACAGCGGUAUUAAAGUUUAUUAAAAGGAAAAAAAAACUGUGGCUGAGCUGUCAUUAACCAUGUUCUACCAUUGUGGUGUGUCCUACCUUAGUCCUAACCACAAAAUAUACAUGUUAAUACAGUUUUCUGUUUUGUA
Pseudophryne corroboree (corroboree frog) is the source of this 10079-nucleotide messenger RNA. RefSeq names its product smoothelin like 2 (gene SMTNL2). The record is from RefSeq and is a predicted model, not a curated record. The coding region runs from base 506 to 1828 and encodes 440 amino acids. Gene Ontology annotation, biological process: actin cytoskeleton organization. Lineage: Eukaryota; Metazoa; Chordata; Amphibia; Anura; Myobatrachidae. Gene Ontology annotation, molecular function: protein binding. Gene Ontology annotation, cellular component: filamentous actin; microtubule organizing center. The transcript is spliced from 9 exons.